AUGGCGCGGCGACUCGCUUCGAUUAAAGCCUUGAGAUUGGUGGGCACCAGGAUCGCGGCGCCGGUUUCAUCCCCUGUAUUGCAUCGCUCGUUUGCUACCCUGUCGCCAUCGGCGCGUGCGUCGUCACAGUCGUGGGACGAGCUGAGCCAACCUACAGGCGAGUGGCAGGGCACGCUGAAAGCGGCAGUGACGGUGUCAGGCGUGGGGCUGCAUCUGGGCCUGCCCACCACUGUCACCCUGCUGCCCGCCCCUGCUGCCUCGGGCCGGGUCUUCCACGUGGUGCCUGGGGGGGAUGGGGGACGAAGGGAGGGGGAUGGAGGAGGAGGUGGAGUGGUGGAGAUCGGUGCAGAUGUGUGGAGUGUGGUGGACACGCGGCUGUCCACUGUGCUGGCUGCUUCCGGGGGAAGUGAGCAGAGUGAAGUGCGGUUGGGAACGGUGGAGCAUCUGCUGUCGGCUCUGGAGGGGUGUGGCGUGGACAACUGCGUGAUUCGUGUGGAGGGCGGUGGCGAGAUGCCAGUGCUGGACGGGUCAGCAGCGGAGUGGGUGCGACACAUCAUGUCGGCCGGCAUCCUCCCCGCCACACUGCACCGCUGCAACAGCACCACACGCCAUGCUGCUAGUGGCGGUGCCGAUGCUGCUGUGACUGUGGAGAGGAGGAGGUGGAACCUGCCUGGAAACCAGCCAAUCACGGUGCAGCAUGGGGAUUCCUUCAUCGCUGCGUUCCCCCGGGCUUCACCGCUUCUCACUUACGGCAUUGACUUUCCACAUGUGCCUGCGAUCGGGCGGCAGUGGGUGUCGUGGGAGCCGUGCCGCUCACAGCCGCCAGCACAACAGGGAGCAGCAGAGCAACACAGGGGUGCGGGAGAGGAACAAGGUGGAGCAGCAGAGCGGCCAGCGGGGGCAGCAGCGCAGGCGGAGCAUGGGGAGCAGGGGGAGCAUGGGGAGCAGGGUGGGGAGUGUGGCGACUAUGUGUCGGGCAUUGCGCCUGCGCGCACCUUCUGCAUCCUGGAACAGGUGGAGCAGAUGCGAGCAGCGGGGCUCAUCAAGGGCGGCUCGCUCGACAAUGCUCUCGUGUGCAGCCAAGCGCGAGGGUGGGUGAACCCGCCACUGCGACUCCCUCUGGAGCCGUGUCGGCACAAGCUGCUGGACCUCAUCGGCGACCUGGCGCUCUGUGCGCGGGGAGGGAACGCAGGCAUCCCCAAUGCACACAUAGUGGCCUAUAAAGCGAGCCAUGCUCUGCAUGUGGCGUUUGGUAAGGCGCUUAUGGGCGCGCUGGAGGCAGAGGCGAAGGGGCAUGGAGAGGCUGGGUAG
Closterium sp. Yama58-4 is the source of this 1311-nucleotide messenger RNA. Lineage: Eukaryota; Viridiplantae; Streptophyta; Zygnematophyceae; Desmidiales; Closteriaceae. The record is from the annotation of a GenBank genome assembly.